AUGACGCCCAAAUACCCCACACUCACCCCCGAGCACAUUGCUCAAUUCCGCGAAGUGUUCGACAUCUUCGACAAGGACCACACGGGCGACAUCACCGCCGAAGAGCUGGGCGUCGUCAUGCGCGAGCUCGGUCUGAACCCCUCCAAGGCCGAGCUCGAGGACCUGGUCAACGAGGCCGACACCAACAAGGACGGCGUCAUCAACUUUGAGGAGUUUCUCAAUCUCAUGUCGCAGUCCGUCAAAGAAACCGAUUCCGAAAAGGAGCUGCUGGAGGCCUUCAAGGUGUUUGACAAGGACAAUUCGGGCACCAUUUCGACCGGGGAGCUUAGGGCUGUCCUCAAAAGUCUGGGCGAGGACAUGACGGAUGCGGACGUGGAUGAGAUGAUCAAGUUGGCGGAUAAGAAUGGGGACGGGCAGAUUGAUUGUGAGUCUUGUUUUCUUUACUACGAGGAGGGCCAGGAGCCAUCGAUGCGCAGAUAUGCUAACUCGAUCACAUGCAGAUGCCGAGUUUGCCCAGAUCAUGAAAUAAGCGAGCUGAGGCCGUGA
Neurospora hispaniola is the source of this 546-nucleotide messenger RNA. RefSeq lists its product as uncharacterized. The coding region runs from base 1 to 546 and encodes 181 amino acids. NCBI's taxonomy places the organism in Eukaryota, Fungi, Ascomycota, Sordariomycetes, Sordariales, Sordariaceae. Gene Ontology annotation, cellular component: myosin II complex. The record is from RefSeq and is a predicted model, not a curated record. The transcript is spliced from 4 exons. Gene Ontology annotation, molecular function: calcium ion binding.